This is a messenger RNA of Diabrotica virgifera virgifera (western corn rootworm), 1202 nucleotides long. Its product is annotated as methionyl-tRNA formyltransferase, mitochondrial. The transcript is spliced from 5 exons. Gene Ontology annotation, molecular function: methionyl-tRNA formyltransferase activity. Gene Ontology annotation, biological process: conversion of methionyl-tRNA to N-formyl-methionyl-tRNA; biosynthetic process. Gene Ontology annotation, cellular component: mitochondrion. Lineage: Eukaryota; Metazoa; Arthropoda; Insecta; Coleoptera; Chrysomelidae. Bases 70 to 1185 code for a protein of 371 amino acids. The record is from RefSeq and is a predicted model, not a curated record.
UAUUUUGCAUUCUAUGAACCUAACCUAUAUUAUUUAUUUUUUUAAGAAUAAAAAUGUUAGAUUUUGGAAAUGAAAUUUUUAUGGAUUUCUGAAAGGAUAACAGUUAGUGUUUUACCUAUACGGCACUACUCGUCAAAACCACCAUGGAAUGUUCUAUUUUUUGGAACAGAUCAAUUCUCUUUAUAUACUUUAAAAUUACUUAAUAGAUACCAUUCGAAGUCUGAAUUAAUUAAUAAACUAGAUGUACUAACUAGUUUGAAAAAAAAUGCCAAUGUUGUUCAUAAAUAUGCAGAAAAACAUAAUCUUCCUCUCUAUGACUGGCCACAUAUUCCUGGGGAUAGGACUUAUGAUGUAGGAUUGGUAGUCUCUUUUGGUUACUUGAUACCCGAAGCUAUUAUUGCAAAGUUCCAAUAUGGCAUCCUCAAUGUCCAUGCAAGUAUUUUACCUAAAUGGAGAGGAGCAGCACCUAUAAUACAUGCCAUUGCACAUGGAGACAAAGAAUCAGGUAUUACAGUAAUGAGAAUUAAGCCACACCAUUUUGAUGUAGGGGAAAUUUUGUUGCAAGAGAAAGUUCCUAUAGGAGACAAUACUGAGAUGCCUGAAUUACAUCAGUGUCUAGGAGAAUUAGGAGCUAAAUCUUUAAUGAAAACAUUAGAAGACUUACCUAAUUAUAUACAAAGUGCUGUACCUCAAUCUAAUGAUAAUGUAUCAUAUGUUUCUCAAUAUUAUCUCAUGGCUAGGGGUCACAAAGUUUCCUGGCGCCGUCACGAAUCGAAUGUAAAAAUAAUUAUUAAGAUCCGUCUUGUUGUUGUUUUUUUUUUCGGAGCCCCAAAAAUUACACCAGAAUUUAUAAAUAUACGUUGGAACCAGAUGACAUCUACUCAAGUUUAUAAUUUAUACAGAGCUUUAAAAGGAUACUCACCUGUAAUGUCUACCUGGCAAGGAAUACCAACAAAGCUCUCAGAAAUCAAGAUUUGCACUGAUGUUAAUGCCAGUGAAAUAGAAUUUGGCCCUGGCUUUGUUAAAUAUGACAAACGGACUAAGGUUUUAAAAGUGUUAUGUGCUGAUAUGACGUUAGUCAGUGUUAGUAGUAUUAGUGUUUAUGGUAAGAGAGUUAUGAACGCCACUGAUUUUAAUAAUGGGUUUUUAAAAAAAACUGUUAUAGACUUGAGAUAUUUUAAAUAAAUACUUUGUUAUGUUUA